AUGUCUACUAGCCAGAGCUCCAUCUACUCCCAGGCCUUCAAUUUCAGCUCCUUCCUACAAAACGGCGUCGACCCUCGCACAGGGCUAUAUACGUACAGCAUUGACUUGUGUGACACACCAAGUCAGUCACUGAACUUGCCUUCCUUCAAACUCUCGCUGCACUAUAAUCCCCUGAACACUGUCGACUCUGGUCUGGGAACUGGCUGGGCCUUUCGUCUCCCUUCAUACGAGCCCAGUACGAAUACCUUAGCGCUCUCCACUGGAGAAAGCUUCAAGGCUAGCGGGACAAAUAGCCAGCUCUCCGUUCGAGACCAAAAGCUUAAGAACUUCCAUGUGACCAACGAUGGGUCGGAAUAUCGCAUUGUUUAUAGAUCCGGCCUGAUAGAGGUCCUGUCAAAUAGCAGCGGUCUCUAUAACAGGUUUGUUCCGAUUGCCCUCUACGGUUCCACGGGACGGUCGAUUGCAUUUACCUGGACGCCAGCAGAGUCUAAGUCGCCCAGGCUCACCCUGAUCCAAGACGGAGACAAGGAUCUAGUCGAGGUUCAGUACGGAGAGGGCCAAGUGCGCGUCAUCCAGGCACCCGGUACACCCUAUGAGAGUAUCUUCACCCUUGUCCAGAAGAACGGCCAACUGGUACAAAUCCAGUCGUCCCAGGAGAAGACGCCGCCGUGGGAAUUCUCCUACGAGGAAAUUGACAACCGAUUCGUCUGCCUCGCACAGCUCACGACCCCUACCGGGUUGCUUGAGAACGUGACGUACAAGUCAGAUGGCCAUCGCCUGCCCAGUGGAGCUCCGUACCGGACAAUCCCGUAUGUCAUCUCGCGUGUGGUGCAGCAGGGCCGUCAACAGCCGGCCACCACGACGUCUUAUGCUUAUUCUGCGGAGAAUUUCCUGGGCUACAAUGGCGGCCAGGACUGGACUCCCGACGGUGACAACCUAAAUCAAGUGCCGGCGGAGUACCAGUAUACGUCGACUGUGCGGGUGGAAGGCGGAUCUACCACUGUGAAUGAGUAUAACAAGUUUCACCUUCUCGUCGAGGCUGGAACUGGACCAGGGGUUUGGGGAACAGGACACAUCCUCGGUGCAUCUCACAUAAAAGUAUAA
This is a messenger RNA of Aspergillus bombycis, 1104 nucleotides long. RefSeq lists its product as uncharacterized. Bases 1 to 1104 code for a protein of 367 amino acids. The record is from RefSeq and is a predicted model, not a curated record. Lineage: Eukaryota; Fungi; Ascomycota; Eurotiomycetes; Eurotiales; Aspergillaceae. The transcript has a single exon.